This is a messenger RNA of Astyanax mexicanus (Mexican tetra), 5458 nucleotides long. It is a transcript of the gene ankk1, whose product is annotated as ankyrin repeat and kinase domain containing 1. NCBI's taxonomy places the organism in Eukaryota, Metazoa, Chordata, Actinopteri, Characiformes, Acestrorhamphidae. The record is from RefSeq and is a predicted model, not a curated record. Gene Ontology annotation, molecular function: protein binding; ATP binding; protein kinase activity. Gene Ontology annotation, cellular component: cytoplasm. Bases 101 to 2335 code for a protein of 744 amino acids. Gene Ontology annotation, biological process: protein phosphorylation; regulation of cell cycle process. The transcript has 8 exons.
GGAGUUGUAGACGGAGCACUUUGUGAGCUGGAGUGUUUAGAGUGUUUAUAGAGUUUAGAGAGUUUAAAAAAUGUGAAUUUUUUUAGAAAAACUUGUAAGAAUGACUGAAAGCAGCUCUUCACAAUCUGUCAGCUCCAGAGCUGAGAGUCUGGACACGAUCGUGUAUUUUAAAAAAGAAGAAUUUGAAGUGGACUGGGUGAAAGUCUCUGACCGGAGUUUCGGCCAAGUUUAUAAAGUGAAGCUGAAGCUGUGGAGAGAACAGUGCGCCGUCAAGACUUUCUCCAGUGCGGACGAUUACAGGAACAUGGCGCAGGUCUGCAAAAUAGGGAGGACAAAACUUAAGUACCUGAUUUCCAACUACGGGCUGUGCAGAGAUCCAUGUGCGAUAGUGAUGGAGUACAUGAGCAGAGGAUCCCUGGAUAAUCUCCUCACAACUCACGUCCUCAUGUGGCCAAAGAAGUUCCAGAUGAUCCAUGAGGUGGCCAUGGGCAUGAACUUCCUCCACAGCAUGAAGCCUCCUGUCCUUAACCUGAACUUGAAGCUGUCCAACAUCCUGCUUGAUGAUCAUCUUCAUGUUAAGAUUUCAGAUUUUGGGCUGAAACGAGGGGAAGAAAGCAAGAUGGCUUUUAUCGAACAUUUAUCGUCUCGAGGAAACAUCAGCUACGUUCCCCCAGAAGCUUUUACCCAGAAUCCUGAACCCCCGACAGACAAGUAUGAUGUUUACAGCUUCUCCAUUGUGAUGUGGGAGAUUUUAACUCAAAAGAGGCCAUACCCUGGGAUGAAUAUGGCUGAAAUAUUGAUCAGGGUGACAUCAGGAAAAAGACCCGGAGUGGAGAAGAUCCCCGAUGAUAAGCCUCAAGAGUGUGAAGACAUGAUCGAAUUAAUGCAGCAAUGCUGGGACCAAGACAGCAGCCAAAGACCUGCUUUCUCAGACACGGUGUGGAUGACUGAAGCUUUAAGUGAUGUCCUGAAAAUCACGAUUCCCGGCAUUGAGAGAAAUAAGCCGUCGUUUCGACUCAGACUUUCCAAGCUCAGAAGAGAUUCGAGUGAUCCAGCUUACGAAUGUUCAGACAGUUCGGAUCAGAGCAUCCACACCUACCUGGAGCAGAAGGAUUUCCAGUCCUUUAAAGAAGUCCUGAGGAAAGAGCACGUCUCGAUGUCCUUCAGGGACGAUAACUCUCUUCUUCACCACGCUGCCGCCAGUGGGGACGUGGAGAGUGUUCAGAUGGUGUUGAACAUGGGGGCUUUGGUGAACUGCCAGAGCGUCAGAGGCUACACGCCGCUCAUCGUUGCGCUUCUGCGGACGUAUUACGAUAUCUGCGCUUUGCUCAUCGACCACGGUGCUGACGUUAACCUUGGUGACCAUGAUCUUUGGACUCCUCUACAUUUUGCGGUUCAGGCCGGGAACGACCGUGCCGUUCGCAUGCUGUUGGAUCACAAGGCCACUGCCGACGCCAAGGACAAGGACGGGUGGACGCCAUUGCAUCUGGCGGCUCAGAACGGUCAUGAGGGCGUGGUGCGCCUUUUGCUUCCACGCUUGGUCAGCGUAGACGAACAAGAAGAAACGUCUGGAAGAACUUCGCUGCACAUGGCGUGCAUGUAUGGCUACUUGAACAUUGCUAAACUCCUUCUUGCGAAAGGUGCUGACCCCAAUAUGACCGAUUCUGAUCAAGCCACUGCUUUGCACUUGGCUGCCGAAGAAGGGCACUUCAGAGUUGCACGGCUUUUAGUGACGAAAGGAGCAGACGUGAACAGAGUCAAUGGAAGCAACUACAGCGCCUUGCACUUCGCAGCUCUAAGAGGAUGCACUGGAAUCUGCAGACUCUUGCUGAAUCAUGGUGCAAAUCCCAAUUUCACAACCAAUCAGAAGUGGACUCCCAUGCAUCUAGCUGCAUUGAAAGGUCAUCCAGAGACCGUGCUCGUUCUGGAAGAGAACAAAGGGUCAAUGGACGCCCGUGGACAAGGUGGAUGGACUCCAUUGCACUUGGCUUGCCACCAUAUGCAAGAGGAGGUGGUGGCCGUCUUGCUGACAGCAGGAGCCAACCCAAACCUGAAGGAGGACGGAAGCUGGACACCACUUCACCUAGCGUGCAAUAAAGGUGCCUUCCCGAGCACGUUGCAACUCAUCGCCAAGCAUGCCGACGUCAACGCCCAGAACAACAGCAAGGACACGCCAUUGCAUCUGGCUGUGCAAGCCGGCAGCGCUCCAAUCGUCAAAGCCCUGUUGAUGAACGGUGUAGAAAAGCAUGCAAUAAACUCCAGAGGACAAACGGCUCUAGCUUUGGCUCAACAGCAGCAAAACAACGAGGACAUUGUGCAGUUACUGAACAGCUAGAAGAUGAGGUGAGACAUUCAAACUUAAAGCUGAAAAUGUAAAAAAUGUAAUGACGGAUAAGUACAUUAGAAUGGAAGUGAAGGAGGAGGAGAAGGAGGAGAAGAGCAUUGAUUUUCCCGUAUUGAUUCCAUGCCUCGGCAUCCUGCUCCUCCCGCCUCUAUUGUGAUUUAUUUUUCUCGUUUUGUUAAUAUAUUUCCAUUGAUUUUUGCACGAAGACAUUUUCAUAAUGUGAUGACUCACUGAACGAAACAACAACAGCGCAAAAAAAGAAGACAACACAGGUAGCCCUGUUGGGAAUGCACUCCUCUACUGAGAAUGAAUGGAACCAAUGGCAUGUCUACGUUUGUGUUGGGAGCUUCAUAAUAAUUGUGUAAGCCAUCGCUGACAGGAGCUAACAUCAUCAUGUCUUAAUACUCAACAUCUACUGAGAUAAUCUCAUCACAGAGGAAUGAAAUCCAUUCACGGCAUUCCAAUCCUUUAAAUCACUUCCAGUGCAAAGAGCUCAGAAACCGGUGGGACAGCAUUCCUCAUGUUUCCCAGCAGUGUCCUCCUAACUGACUAACUGACUGACUUGUUUUAACAUGUGAAGUUCAUGAGCUGUAUAAACAACGUGCAUAGCAACUUGAUUUUGUAAUAGUAUGUAUGAUUAAGAUUCUAAUCACCUGAGUAUUGACUAAUUGUUUGAGUGAUUAUUAGUCACAGUGUACAGUACAGCCAAACAAAAGUUUGGAAACACCUUCUCUUUUUCAAUGUGUUUUCUUUAUUUUCAUGACUAUUUACAUUGUAGAUUCUCACUGAAGCAUCAAAACUAUGAAUGAACACAUGUGGAAUUUUAUGUACUUAACAAAAAAGGUGAAAUAACUGAAAAAAACAUGUUUUAUAUUCUAGUUUCUUUAAAAUAGAAGACACCACCCUUUGCUCUGAUUACUGCUUUGCACACUCUUGGCAUCAUUCUCUCAAUGAGCUUCAAGAGGUGGCCACCUGAAAUGAAAAGUUUUCCAACAGUCUUGAAGGAAGGAGUUCCCAGAGGUGUUUAUUAGCACUUGUUGCUCCUUUGCCUUCUUCACUCUGUGCUCCAGCUCACCCCAAACCAUCUGGAUUGGGUUCAGGUCCGGUGACUGUGGAGGUUCAGCUCAUUUUUUGUUAAGUAUAUAAAACUCCACAUGUGUUCAUUCAUAGUUUUGAUGCUUCAGUGAGAAUCUACAAUGUAGAUGGUCAUGGAAAUAAAGAAAAGGUAUGUGUCCAUACCUUUGGCCUGUACUGUAGGUACUGUAGACAGCGAGUGUGAAUAUCGUAUCUCAUGUAUCUCCAAAACAGCAACAGCAGUUUAUUUCAGGUGAUUUAUUUCCAUUCAUCAAGAAAUGUUAACAAAGUGUAAGGGACCGUUUGUAUGUUCAAAGUAUGUAGCAAACUAAAUAAAUAAAAAAAGAUGGAGAUACUUGUUUUUCAUUGCACAGAGACGAUAUUAAGUGUAAAUUUUUUUAUCCCAUUUUCUCCACAAUUUACAAGGCCAAUUACUCAAACCAACCAAUCAUUAGGACUCUUCCUAUCACUAGUGAUGCCCAACACAAGGAGGGUUAAGACUAGCACAUGCCUCCUCUGAUACAUGUGAAGUCAGACUCCACCUCUUUUUGAGCUGCUGCUGAUGCAGCAUUGCCGCAUCACAGCGCGUUUGGAGGAAAGCGCAACGACUCGGUUCUAAUACAUCAGCUCACAGACGCAGCCUUGUGCUGAUCCACAUCACCCUAGGAGUGAUGAGAGAAAAGAGAGCCAUCUACUGCACCCACCCAGAAAGAGCAAGACCAAUUGUGCUCUCUCAGGGCUCUGGCAGCUGAUGGCAAGCUGCAUGACCAGGAUUCGAACCAGAAAUCUCUUAAUCUCUCAACCUUAACAUUAAAACUGCUUGAGACAUGGAUGCCACAAGACUUCUGAAGGUGUUUUAUGGUAUCUGGUACCACAGGCCUUGAGUGCCUAUGAUUCUUAAACUUCUUUUUGUAGAUACUAAUCACUACAUACCAGGAAAACCUCACAAGACCUGUGGAACAGAUUCCUGCAGCUGUUUUUCCUGCUUCAAACACUCAAUUUCACAGAAUUGACUCACUUUAGUCCUUGCGUAAUACAUUCCCAUCCUUUUACAUGUGCCAAUGAAAUUACAUUAAUAAAAAAAAAUGUUAUUUUAUGUUAUAUCAGUGGUUUUAAUGUUAUGGCAGCUUUUACCUACAUAGCCUAAAUAAUACCUGCUGCGGUGUUCAGAUACUGUAUGUCAUUUUCCCUUUAGUUUUGUUUCUCCUCUGUUUGUAAAAUAAAAGCAUGUCCUCCGACUCUUGACUCACCUUGUAUUGUAGUUGUAGUUGGACUAGUUUCUUCUCUUUUUGCUGUUCCAAGUUACUUUAGAUAUUCAGACAAAAAAAAACCUGAGAUUAUAAUAAAUACACAUGUAAAAGUUUAUUAUUUUAUUUUCAGGACAACAACUGUAUGAAUGAAAUAACGUUCUAUUUAUUUGGCAAUUGGGAUCAAUUAGACUAGACACAAUUAGUCACAGAACAUUUAAAGAGAAAUAAGGGGUAAGAGAUCUUAAUAUUCCAUAAUUCCAGAAUAUUUUGGAAGAGAUUGAUUAUUACAAUCUUUCAGUUUGUAAAGGGUUUGUGAUCCACCUUUAAACCUGCAUUCAACUCUCAGCAUGCACCCACACCAGCCUCUCCUGACUCUGAUGAUCACGUGUCACUAUGGCGUUCCCACUCCCCCAGCUUUUGAUUGCUCUCACCUGGUCUGAUUUAGUGUAAAUACCCCUCACUUCCCUCUUCAUCGCAAAGUAUUGAAUCAGGUUAGCUAGCUUUUCUACAACGCGUAUCCUUUGUUUUUGCCCUCGUUACCAACCAGUUUUGUGUUUUUUGACUACUCUCUUGCCUUGCCCUUGUUAUUGUUUUUUACCAUUGCCAACCUAUUUUUGUAUUUUGUCUACUCUUUUGUCCUUUUUUUGCUGGAUUAACCAUGCUUGACGCCAUUUUGCCCUUCUACACUCUGGUAUGUUGUUUACUAUUGCUGACUUUUUGUUACUGACCCUGCCUGUCCCUAACUACUCCUGUAAGCCUAGUCCCUUGUUAAUAAAUUGUAUAUUUGGUA